UUACUGAAAUCAAAACUAGGGCACCAAAAAUUGAGCAUCUUAAUAGGACACGAAUUCUGUCAUCGUCAUCUUUGAUCUCUUUCGAUCUGUUCUUGUAAGAAUCAAUGGCGAUUUCAACAAACUCUCCGGAGAAAACAACCACAGAGCAACCAAAUCCCACCCAACAACACGCUCCUGAUAAUCCGAAUCCACCAAAUUCGGAUCUAUCAAAUUCGUCGGCUGCACCACCUUCUGCAACUCCCGCCACAACCACCAACGCCCCAGUAGUAACAGUAAACCUUAACCAUACCCUUAAUAGUUCACAACCAACACCAUCGCAUCCGACAGACAUAGCGCCGCCGCCGCAGAUCCAAUCCUUUGUGCCUCCUUCGCACGUCUCUACUCUCCAUCCGUCUUACAGGCCAGCAGCGCUGCCGUUGCCUCUUCCAACUACCCCUCAGUUUUCUCCAAUACCGAACCCUAAUUUCCAGAACUACGGGGUUCAAGGUCAAGGCCAGGUCCAAGUCCAGGUUCAGCCGCCAGGUGUGAUGAUGCAGGUGCCCUCGCAGGCAAGCGGCGCGAUGUCUUCGAUUCCGCAAAUGAUGCCGCCACAGUAUGGACAGCCUGGCCAGCAACCAAUGAGGAUGUAUGCGCCGAUGCCUAAUGGUUAUCAAAUGGCUGUUCCUCAAGGCACAAUGAAUCCUCCAGUGUGUCUAUUGAUUGAUGUCAUGGUGAGAAAGGUUGGACGGCUCUCAUCCAUAUCGCAGUUCCUUAGAGACCAUUACUCCCACAACUUUUUUGGGAUUCUCCGUUAUGCAUCUCCAUAUCCACAAAUGCUGCGACCGGCAUAUCCUCAAAGGCCACUUGGAGCAGUGGGAGUCAUUCCAUCAUUAGCACGCCCACCAAUGAUGGCUUUGCGGGGUCCAGUGGUCCCUACAAUCAUUAGGCCACCCAUCAAUACAAUAACUCCAGCUGAAAAGCCAAUGACCACAGUUUAUGUUGGCAAGAUAGCAUCAUCGGUGGACAAUGAGUUCAUGCUCUCCCUUUUGCAGCUCUGUGGGCCUGUUAAAAGUUGGAAACGUGUACCAGAUCCCACUACUGGGGCUUUGAAGGGCUUUGGUUUUUGUGAAUUUGGAAAUGUUGAAGGAGUUCUUCGUGCUUUAAGGCUUCUGAGUAAAUUAAGUAUUGAUGGUCAGGAGCUCAUGUUGAAUUUUGAUAAUGCAACUAAAGAGUAUCUCAAGAGUUAUGUUGAGAAGAAAAAAGAGAACUUGAAGAAUACUGAAGGUGGUGGUAAAGAGGAAGGAAAUGCAUCAGGAUUUGAGAAAAAGGACCCUCCAAAGGAUGAAUCUAAAAAGGAAGAUGAUAAGAAUGAAGGAAAGAAAGAAACUGAGGAGUAUGCGACUUUUGGCCUUGUGAGUAAUGAAGAUAAGGAAGCAGACAGAGAAGCUAGUGAAAAGCUUACAGGAAUGAUAGAAGAGAGGAUAAAGAAUAAACCUUUACCACCACCACCUCCACCCCCACAAGCUGCUCCUGAUGUUGUUCCAAAUUCAACCCCUGAACAUUCAGAUGUGGAUACAACAAGAAACGCAGAAGAUAGAAACGAUGAAGAAAUGAGGAGCAAAAGCAAUGAGAGACCUGAAACAAGUUCACCUGACAGAAGCAGUAGAAGAAGCAGAGAACGUGAGAGAGACCUGAAACGUGAAAAGGAAAGGGAAUUGGAAAGAUAUGAAAGGGAAAGAGAGCAAGAUAGGGCUAAAAGAGAGAGGGAAAGGGAAUACAAAAUACGUGAAGAUGAACGCAGAUACAGAGCACGUUUGAAAGAGUGGGAAAACAGGGAAAAGGAGAAAGAAAGGACACGCAAACAGGAGAGAGAAAGGGAAAAAGAUAGGGAACAAGAUAGGAAAUAUGAGAUUUUGGAUCAAGAAAACGAUGAUGGGUAUAACAAAAAGAGGAAAUAUAGAAGUAGUGGAGAGGAUAGAGAAGAAAGAAAAAGGAGGUUAAGGGAGAAGGAAGAAGACAUGGAUGAUAGAAUUAAAGAGGAGGAAGAGAUUGCUGAGGCUAAAAGGAAAGCCGAAGAGGAAAGGGAACUGCAGAAAGAACAACAAAAACAUGCUUUAGAGCUUUUAUCUCAUAACACCAAUAAUGGGACUGAAAAUGCUAUGUUGAUUGAUGGAAGCUUGUUGGGAAUCAGAAGUAAGACUACUGUUGUUGACCAGGCUAAUGCUGCUGACAUGCCACAUGGAAACGAGAUUGGUAACAGGAUUACACAGAAUGGGGAUGGUGAGGAUUCAGAAACAAGGCAAAGCAACAGCAACAGCAACAGUGUCCAGACGAAAAAACUAGGGUUUGGUCUUGUGGGGUCAGGAAAAAGGACAGCUGUCCCAUCACUCUUCCAUGAAGAGGAAGAUGAGGAUGCAGAAAAGGACAAAAAGAUGCGGCCUUUGGUUCCUAUUGAUUACUCAACAGAGGAACUGCAGGCUGUGAGAGACACUACGCCUCUUGCACCUUCUCCUAAUUUAGCUGCAGCAGCUGAAUUUGCAAAACGGAUUGGAAACACCAAUUCCAAAGAUGAGAGACCUGAUUCCGAAAGGGAACGGAGCAGACGAUCCCAUCAUCAUAGGGAUCGGAAUCAUGAGGAGAAAGCAAAGACACCGGAUAAUAAGAAGCUUCUGGAUGCUAAACAGUUGAUUGAUACAAUUCCAAAAACCAAGGAUGAAUUGUUCUCAUAUCCGAUUAAUUGGGGAACUUAUGAUAAGAAUGGAGUGCAUGAAAGGAUGAGGCCAUGGAUUUCAAAGAAGAUAACAGAGUUUCUGGGGGAAGAGGAAACGACACUGGUGGAUUACAUUGUGUCAAGCACUCAAGAACAUGUGACAGCUAAUGAAAUGUUGGAUCGGCUUCAGUCAAUCUUGGAUGAUGAAGCUGAAAUGUUUGUUCUAAAGAUGUGGAGGAUGCUCAUUUUUGAGAUCAAGAAACUCGACACUGGCAUUUCUCUCUCUCUUCCUGGAAGAUCCAAGGCUUCCUCUUGAAUCUUCCAUCUUCUUCACUUCUCAAUCUCAAUGUGGUACUUCCUUCCAUUCACUCUUGUUAUAGCCUUAGUACAUUUCUUUCUAUAACAUUUCUUUUUUCUUUUCUUUAAUCAUACACCAUGUAUGUGUCUUUUGAAUAAUUCUAUUCUAAAUUCUUCCUACUAUGUCUUCAUGCUCUACGAUAAAUUACUUGUUUAUCUUAACAUAUAAAGGAUGCCAAACAUUUCAUACACAAGACAAAAUUUUGAAAUUUUAUUUUUUGUCCCAUGGAUUCAGUCUUGUUAUGUUAUGUGAAAUAAUGUCAUAUCAUAAAUAAAUAAUUUCAGUUAAAAAGGAAACGAAACAGGAAAGUAGCCCAAAGUGUAUUCGUAUUCCUUAUUUUAAUGCACAAUACAACUUUAGAGUUCAAAGGUGUUUUGUAAGUUUUUGUAUUAAUUAUUUGGUUAAAUGUAAAAAAUAAAUAGAUUAGGUAGUAUGUAUUAUUUGUUAACAAUCUUCUAGUGUAAAUAUGUAAUAAACCACCCC
This is a messenger RNA of Lactuca virosa, 3530 nucleotides long. Lineage: Eukaryota; Viridiplantae; Streptophyta; Magnoliopsida; Asterales; Asteraceae. The record is from the annotation of a GenBank genome assembly.